Molecule: messenger RNA, 195 nt
Organism: Ostertagia ostertagi
Lineage: Eukaryota; Metazoa; Nematoda; Chromadorea; Rhabditida; Trichostrongylidae
Source: the annotation of a GenBank genome assembly
AUGUCAAACCUUAAUUGGGAAGACAAAGACAAAGGAUGCCUCAUCAAUGGGAAAAGAAUGAAUAACCUCCGUUUUGCUGAUGAUAUCGUAUUGAUAUCUAACAACACAAUCGAAAUGGAAGAAAUGGUCAACGAACUCAAUGUGGAAGGCCUGAAGAUCGGCUUGGAAAUGAACAUGUCAAAAACGCAAAUGAUG